Molecule: messenger RNA, 937 nt
Organism: Ceraceosorus guamensis
Lineage: Eukaryota; Fungi; Basidiomycota; Exobasidiomycetes; Ceraceosorales; Ceraceosoraceae
Product: mRNA splicing factor
Exons: 3
Coding region: 236-841 (201 amino acids)
Cellular component (GO): U2-type spliceosomal complex; post-mRNA release spliceosomal complex
Source: RefSeq, a predicted model, not a curated record
UGGCUGCCUGCCCCGGCCUCCGCUGAGGGGUAGCUUUUUGUUGAUGGUCACCAUUCAGAUUCACUCACCACUCACGACCCUUUAUUGUCACGUUUCUUACUGUUCGCGGAGCGACAGCUUCGAUAUCAUAAGGUCAUCAUCGCUGGAGGUCGAUCGUCACCCCACUUACAAGCGCGGAAAGCUCAGACUGAGCCGCGGAGCCAGAAGUCGGCGCAUCAGCGCUCCCUGUCACACAAUGGAAGCGGCAUCUCAAGCACGCAAGGAGCGGCUAGAGGCCCUCAAGAAGAGGAGGUACGGCGGAGAUGCAGAAUCAAGUGAGAAGGCUAAACUUGGUGGUGCCGAGGGGGCAAGUAGCGCAGAAGGCGAUCAGGCCGAGGAUCUGCAGCAAAUCACGACUGCUAGAUUGGUCAGAAGCUUCCGAAAUUACGAUCGAGAGACGGGAGGUUUGAAAAAGUUCAAGUACGAUGAGAGGCCAAGGGAGACCGUCGAAGAGGAGGUGAAAGGCGUCCAAGAAGCCAUUCUGGCGAUGGAUGAGCUGAAGCGCAAAGAGGAACUCGACCUGACGAACAUCGCACCUCGCAAGCCAAAUUGGGAUCUGAAGAGGGACAUGGAAAAGAGGUUAGCCAAACUGGAAAGACGGGACAAGGAAGCCAGGCUAAUCCUCAUCAGGCAACGACUGCAAGCUGCGCAAGGUGGCGUGGACAGCGUGAGCGGCAAGAGCGUCUCUGCAGCAGCUGCUAAUGCACAACUUAGAGCUGCUGAGGCUGAGUUGGCCGCCGGAGUCGUCGGCAACGGAGCUCAACUCGACGAUGUGGAAGGGCUCGACAGCGACGAAGAUUAAUAUUUCACGUUCCCGCAUAUUCACUCCUACCAGUCUUCCUUCAACGCACAUGUACUGUAAGUUCUCCAAAAAUGGCAACUUGAUCAACAUUUCCAG